AAAAACAAAAAAAAAAUUAAACAAGCAAAAUUAUAUUUAUCCUUUGGACGUUUUAUUUAAAUUAACGGCUUAGUUUUAAUCACAAUGUCUGUAUAUAAAAGAUUCACCCUCAAGAAAAAGAAGAGGGAAGGCAGCAAUGCAGAAGAUGAUGAACCUCGUAGCUCCUCAGAUGGCGAGGUGAUACCAAAGCAGCCGCUCGAGGGCGAAAUGCCAACAUUCUUUCACGUCGGCAAAUGGGCCAAACAGUGCCUAACAACCGGCUAUGACUUCGGUGCCUGGCAUAUCGAUUGCACCACCAAUGUUAGCGAAAAGCUUGGCCUAUAUAGCUUUGGGUCCGCCAGGCCGGACGUCAGAAAUGUUGCCGGCGGCGUCGGCAUUCGAGAGAAACUGGGCAUAUUCAAUCUGUAUCAGACAUGGCAGACUAAUGGCCUAUUGAGCACGCUUGGCGUACGAACCGAAGCAGCUGGUGGCCUGGCGAAUGCCAUGCUGCGGGCCACAUAUAUUCCACAGAACAAUGAUGGUGUCAACGUUGAACUCUAUACCGGCUACGAGCGUCCGCCGGUCAAGUUAGAUGUAAUCAUACCAGUGUUGAACGUGCCAAAGUUUAUGGGCUAUGUGCUGCUACACCUGGCCGAUAAUUACAUGUUCGCCUACCGUAGUGUCUACAAUAUUAACGACAUGGAGUUCGAGAAGCAUGUGCUAUGUGUGGGCUAUCAGAAUGAGAACACCGAAUAUGGCCUCAAACUGGAGAACUUCAAGGAACUGCGUGGUUCCUUAUUCCAGCGCGUGGGCGAGCGCUGGGCAUUUGCCCUGAAGGCGCAUCUGUAUCGAGAGCAGGGAAGGCAUUUUUCGGUUGGCGGUCAGUACAAGAUCCAUGAGGAUGGACUGCUCAAGAUGCGGGUGCGCGAAAAUGGCUUCAUGGGUUUGGUCUACCAGGCGAUACUCAGCGAAAAUAUUGACGUAAUGUACCACGUCGGUAUUAAUGCCAAAUCACCUCUCGAUGGCAACCAUAAAUUUGGUGUUGCGUGGAGCUUGAAGUGUUAAUUAAAUAACUUUUUAUCGAUUUAUAUGCUCGACAUUUUGUACUCUAAAUAAAACUGUUUUCUAAACAAGGCUCA
This is a messenger RNA of Drosophila novamexicana, 1118 nucleotides long. Its product is annotated as voltage-dependent anion-selective channel-like. Gene Ontology annotation, molecular function: voltage-gated monoatomic anion channel activity. Gene Ontology annotation, biological process: monoatomic anion transmembrane transport. Gene Ontology annotation, cellular component: mitochondrial outer membrane. Lineage: Eukaryota; Metazoa; Arthropoda; Insecta; Diptera; Drosophilidae. The record is from RefSeq and is a predicted model, not a curated record. The transcript is spliced from 3 exons. Bases 85 to 1044 code for a protein of 319 amino acids.